Corythoichthys intestinalis (scribbled pipefish) is the source of this 11382-nucleotide messenger RNA. It is a transcript of the gene letm2, whose product is annotated as leucine zipper-EF-hand containing transmembrane protein 2. Gene Ontology annotation, molecular function: ribosome binding. The coding region runs from base 9002 to 10519 and encodes 505 amino acids. The record is from RefSeq and is a predicted model, not a curated record. The transcript has 14 exons. Gene Ontology annotation, biological process: intracellular monoatomic cation homeostasis. Gene Ontology annotation, cellular component: mitochondrial inner membrane. NCBI's taxonomy places the organism in Eukaryota, Metazoa, Chordata, Actinopteri, Syngnathiformes, Syngnathidae.
CGGUGAAAUCCGAUUUACACGGAAAUUUGGCUUACGCCGCCAGCAUAGGAACAGAACUUGCUGUCAAGGACUCCCUGUACAUGCAAAGUCAGUCUGGUCUUUUGUGGUUUGAAUAGGAUUUCCACUCUGGUCCAAUAUCGAGUGAUGAAUCAAAGCACGCGAUGCAGGACUUUAUGAUGCGUCACAAAGAGAAGCAAGAGAGAAUCUUUUUUUAUACUCCUGGGAGUUUAAAGGCUCAUAUUAAGCUUAGAGACCAUCAAACCUUUGAAAAUACUCUCCGUCUAGCCGUCAGAGUCAAAUGCAGACCGAACUCCGCAAAUCUUUCCCAAAAUUUACGUUUGUUGUCUUUUCAAAAACAAGUACAGUACAUGACAAUAUACCACGUACUUCUAGAUUUUUCACACAAAAAUGGAAUUUAUUGUGAUUGCAUGCCAUGAUUGAGAACUACAUAUGGAUGACAACUGACAGGGUGAGUUGCAUUCCGUUUACAUCACAUUGGUGUUUCAGUGAUUGGUUCUUUCAGAUUCAGCCAGUGCUUGUAUCACCAGACUUGACUUGCCAUGUAUCAUGUAAAUAGCGAAAGUUAAGCUAGCUUGCCAGGCUAUCACUUCUAGCCCCUCCUAAUCAAAACGGAUUGUAUGUCUAUUGCCAUCAAUGGCACCAAAUAUUUGUCUGGAUGGUUGUACUUAGAUAUCAAAUUAUUGUUUUAGAUGGGAAUUGUUUUAAAAAAUAUAAUAGGAAGGCAACAAUGUGACAAUUAUCCAUUGCACGCACAAUUUGUUAUCAAAUUGAUGAACUACGCUUCUGUCAGGCAUCUUCAAAGGUUACAGAGUCUUACAUUAUUUGAGUUAAAUUUGAUUGUAUUACAUUUAAUAUUUAAAAAAAUAAAAGAGAAUUGAAAUCAUAGCAUUAUUAAUCAGAUUAUGUUCCAUUUAGGAGGUUCCACUGUACACACGCACAGAUCAAACUGAGCACCAUUUUUCAACAUCUAGUCAAGGCUCUAGUUAAGGCUCCUAGAAGACAACCGUGUAGCAAAGCGGCAGCUAAAAAUGGUUGGCUACCCCUGCUUGAGGUCGUCCGCUUGGUUCCCACUUUUAAUUGCAUCAGUUUCGCAUGUCUGACAAUCAGAUUCAGAGCAGGGUACAAAGGUCCUGUCAAUUGGACACACAUGCAGAAGCAGCACAGGACUCCAAUCAGCCAGUGAUCAUGGGUUUAAAAUAAAAAUCAUUAAGAAAAAAAAAAAAAAAAACAGACUGGCAACAAAACAAAACAAAACAAAAAAGCAGCAGGCAUGCACUCCUGCCAAUGAAGCAAACUGGUCCCCAUCACACAUACCGCACCUUGCAUAGACCAGCUUGUAUGGAAUUUGCAGCAAAUUAUUUACAGCAUGUUGGUAUUUCUGCUCCAAGCUUGUACUCUGCUCAUGAUCUAAUUGUGUUUAAAUUCCAUCCAAGGCAGGUCAAAGGUGUAGUACUAUAUGCGACUGAAAUGUCAGUUCAUCUGUUGAUUUCACUCAAAAAUAAAUUGGGGUCAGGGUUGAAGCAAGGGGAAGCUGCACAUGGCCUUUUGCAUAAAUAAAAUAGGCCCACAAUGCUCAGCCAGAGAAGCAGUGCACCUCCACAAACCACAAACAGCUUGAACCAACGCAGGGCAUUGAGCACUAGGGGGCUACGCCGCCAUCAGUGCUCUUAAACAGACCAACUAGAGUCUGUAGGGGCGUAUUAGCUAGGGGUUCACAGCAUAGUUCAUUACCCGGCAUCAUCAUGUUUUACAAUAGGCCCCAUGCAAAAACCAUUGUUUAAGCACUGAUUGUUGCUUGAUCAAGUGAGAACAAUAUGUUGCAUUCACCAAGAAGUAAUAAUAGUAGUAAUUUAUUCAUCAAAACAAAUUGUAUCGAAAGCAAUGAUCAACUAAAGGAGGUAGUUUUUUUUUUAAAGCAUUUUUUACAUAGUAUAUUUGUAGAGUUUUUUGACAUAGAAAAUUCUCAAUAAUCAUGGCCUCGAUGAACAUAAAAUAAAGAUACUGUACUUGAAGUAGAUAUAUACUUUAUAUAGUAAUGUAUUAUAUUGUAUUAACAUUUUAAUGUCAUGCGCUACAUUUACCUGAGUAACAUUUUGAGAAAAAAUGCACUAAUAAGAGUUUUACCACACCAUACUUUUUACUUUACCAUGAGUAGAUUUGUGAAGAAGAAAAGUUACUUGUACUCCGUUACACUAUAGUCAUGACAUUUUUCCUCUACUGUAUAUUCUACAUAGUAGAUUUGACUUUAUUUUUCACGUGAAUGCUCACAUUGGCUCUACCACUUUCACAAUUGAGACGUCGCAACAAUAAUCACAGGACUCCAUUAUAACAAUGAAUCAUCCGUAACAAUACACUCACAUGACUACACGCAAGCUUGCACUCGGAACUCCUAUGAUUACACCAGCCUGUUCAAUCAAGUGGCGUAUUUAAGGCACCAUAAAAACUAACUAUUUCACUCGAGGAUUUCAACUUCUCUCCCAGUUAUUUUUUGGCACGGAAACCACGGAAAACUAGAAAUUUAUUGUUUUCAUUUCAUUGUACGAAAUAUUUUUCCUCUACUAGAGGGUACUCAUGCUCUUUGGCGGCUAAGGUUUCAUUUCUGCAGAUUUUACUAAUCGGAAUUAGAUUUUGUGUAUUUCUGCGUCUAAUAUGGUUAUGUUAUAGUACAGUAUUACAACAAUUCAUAUAGACGCCGUUGUCCUGAGAAUAAAAUAUAUAUUGCUUAAAAAAAUCUGAAAUUUUAAGCAGUUACUCACAAUGUUAUUUAUUACUUGAGUAUUCUUUUCACUGAAUAUGUUUUUACUUGCACUCGAGUAAAAAAAUGUUAUGUCUACUUUUACUUGAGAAAUGUUAAUUUGAAGUAACACUACUCUUACUUGACUUACUCUACCCACCUCUGCAACAGAACCUACAAAAGAAGGGCUGCACGUCUUAAUAUAGUCUAUAUUGUGUGCAAAAAAAAAGUUACUACAGAUUUGCUGCCAUGUUCUUUGUAACUUUAUCUAAUCUAAUGUGUUACUUGCAUGUAAGCACCACAUUGCCCCUUGGAUGCCAAGAAAGUUUUUGCCUUUUACAACCGUGGGUCCCCAAGAAAGUUUUUGCCUUUUACAACCGUGGGCCCCCGCAUAUUUGUGGUUCUGGAUUUACAAAUUAAUUCAUUUUCAGAUUUAUUUUUUACUUAUUCUGGAAUACUGUAAUAUACAGUAUAUUUAGAGUAUAAUAUGGUAAUAAAUAUUUAAAUGUAUUGCCAGCCCACAAAUGGAUUGGAUGCCUAUCACUGUCAAUGGCACUGAAUCCUGAGCUUUUACUUUUUAAAUGUAUAUUUCAGCGAAUAUGGUCACUGUAUUAUUAAUGAGAGUAAUCAUAAUGGAAAAAUGGAAUGAUUUGUUUUCUUUGAUGAAUCCAACUGGCAGUUCUCAUAGAGUUCUGUUAAUUAAAAAGAUGUUCAGGCUGAGGUUAUUUAUUCAAUGCACAAUUCUGCACAGCAAUUAUUGCCGAUUGAACUCGUCAAUUAAGGUUGUACCGCAAGGCACUGAAAUGAAAGUGGCAUUCAAAAAGGGAAAAACUGAUCGGGACGGGAGCAGGCACAAUACAAACACAAACCCGUGGGGACAACGGAGAAAGAGAAAAACUGUUCAGUUACCUUUCCCAACAUUCUUUUUGGUAGCUGACGAAGGAGAGGGAAUCAUAGGUAAUUUCAACUCAGCACGAUUUGACUCAGUCAGAAGGUAGUGGGACUUAUAGGCAUAUGAACUUAAUAUGGUGUCAGUAAGGUCUUGCACUAACAGCCCUACACAAGACACACAGGAAGAGACGGGGGUGAGCCGCAGUCAAACAAAAAAAAAAAAAAAAAAAAAAAAAGGAAAAAAGAAAAAACGUAAAUCAAAAAAAAAAAGAAAAAAGAAAAAAAAAAAAAAGAACAAACACAGUCUCUCACACAGGCUCACAACAAAAGUAAGAAACAUGUAAAACAGUUUGGCCAAACACAAAGCGGCCGGACAGUACAAUGGACUCUUUGUUUAAAAAAAAAAAAAAAAAAUCAUUGACAGUUCUUAAAAUCAACAUCUGGGACAUGUAAGAAUCUUUGUGCAAAAGUGCAAAGUAACAAGCUUGGCACUUUGUAGAAGAAAACAAACAACAAAUUACAGCUAGCAGCCCUGAUAGUCAUAUAAAAUGGAGCCAAAUAGGAAUCAGGCAAUGCAAAUAUCAAAAGUCCUAGUUCCACCGUGCAGUAGAGUUCAGUUCAGUGUACUAUUUAGCUGGGAAUGGUACCAAAAGGUGUAAUUGCCUUCUGUUACAAUGAGGUUGUAACAGAGGGCAGCAAUGCGCCUUAGCCACAAAAAGAAUGAGCGCGUAUGUUCGGUGCUGGUGCAGAGCUUUAACGUGCUUCCCAAGACCCUGUAUUGUUUUCGAUCAUCAAGUAGUCAAGUUGGAGCCACGUCACCGCGUCAUCAGAAAAUGACCAAACAUCAUUACAUGAGCUGUAAGCGAGAGUUGAACGUUAAUGGGGUGUUGAGUGAAAAAUCCAGAAAUGCAUCUGAUUUAUGUGUGCUGCACCACACAUGGGAAUAAAAGGUCUUGUUCCUGACGCCCGUCUCCACAUUAAGCAAGGGCAUGGGGGGCUCCUUGUUUGCAGGUAAACUCCAGCGCGUCGCUGCAGGCAAACGUGAUCAUGUACACCCGCGGUCAAAGGUCUUGAGACUCUUUCUCAUCCCAUUGAAUGAGUAAAUGUCUCGAAAUGUUCUCCGUGAGUUAAGAAAAGAAGCCAUCGCUGCCAGAUCACCACCAAGCACGACAUUUCUUAUGUUACGCCAUCGAUGCGUAGACGUCAUGACGACAAUACUGUGUGCAGUUCACCUGAGCUAAGCCCAGGAAAAUCCGCGUCGUCAAUAUAUCUCUGCCCCCUGAUGUAGUUAAUGCUUUGUUGGCCCUUGUCUAGCCCAGCAACGAGUUGGUUCCUGCUAAGCACCCAUUUUCAGCCCCUUGGGCCAGUACUUGGUUGAAAGAAACAGAAAUAACCGAUGCUAACGCUAGCACUAGCCCGGAAUGAAAACCAGCACCAGCUCUGUGGAAAAUGGUUGUUAAGAGAAUAAUCCUCAGGUAGUGUCUUUAAAUAAUAAUCAAUCUAUCCUUGUAUUAAAUUUACCGUUCGGGUCUGAUUUUAAACUACUGUGAUUGUGACUAAAAAUUGCAAGGUAAAGAUAGACAAGUUCAGGAUUUACUAUUGAAAUCCAUAGCACAGGUGACAACAACUGAACUGUACCACUUGGUGGAAACCUGGUUGAAAUAUGUACGUGAGGUUUACAACAAAACAAAAAAAGCUUGCCAAAAUGAGUCCAGAACAAAAAAACUACGACAAUGGAGGGCAACAAAGUUUUGUUUUACAUGUCGUAGUGCAAAUGAUAAUGUUGAUUUUUAAAAAGCAACGAUAACUUCCUCCACAACACCUUUUCAGGGUGGCCGCAAAAGUAUGUGUUUGUGUGUUAGUUUGAGUGUGAACUACGUGUAAGACAGGGGUCAGGGCUUACCUCUGGCGCACAGGAAACACCAGCCCACGUUGACUGGAGAAGUGAGGAGGCCAUUCUUCUUGGUACUGCCGUGGUUGCUGCAGAUCAUGAUAUGAUGUGUUAGGACGGCGCUCCCCGCCGCCACACAGCUGUCCCCAGUGUGAUACGCCACCGGGCAGCGUAUACAACGCAUCAGACGACCUGGAGAGAGGAAAGUAUAGAUUACAAGGAGUGCAUUGUGUGACAAAAUGAGUCAUUUAGACUGUUCGUAGUGAAGCAAGCAGCAAAAAAAAGCCCCAACACCAAACGCACACAUUCACUUGACACCAUGAAGUACAUUCAGACAACUCUACUUUCAUAUACUAUAUGAACCAGAGCGUGAACGGAUGAGUCGAUUAGUGCUGCAGUGAUUAAUCAAGUCGAGUAGUUCGAUUAGAAAAAAAUCUUCGAAUCAAAUUUGGCUGCUUCGAGGAUUCGUUUAGAGUGGUGUUGUAAUGGUUUGUUUUGAAAGUGUUUAUAUGUAGUUAUAUUGAUUUGGGUGGAUACCCUGCCCUCUAGUGGCAACAGUGAAUAUGAAACUAAAUCCAGCUGUUCCUUGUCAAGACCAACAUAAGGUAAGUUUUUGUAUGAGCUGAUAUUUCUUUAAUGCACUCGUAAUUCUGUACAUAGGAAUAUUUAGCAGUUUUUUGUGGGAAUAUUUUUGAACGAUUUGUUAAGCGCAUUGUAGAAAAAAAAACGUUAGCAUUUUAUAGCAUUUAAGCUUGCGGACUUUUACUAGGCAAGUUAGACAAUUGUUCUCUUGUACUUAGAUCCUCAGUUAUUAUUUUUUUUAAUAUCAUUUGAGGCUAAACUCAGUUAUUUUAUUUUUAAAUGAAAGUGCAAUCCUGCAGUUUAAAGAAACACUCUGGAAUUUUAUUUUCUAUUUGCGUUUAAUGCUCUUUUGAAAGUGCGAUCUUAGCAAGCCUUUGUUUUACAUCUCCUAAAAUUUAUUCUGCAAUAAUAAUCUAGUCUAAACAGAUUUUUCGAUUAUUCGAGCUAACUAGAUGAUUGAUUAAUCGAUUACUAAAAUAAUCGAUAGCUGCAGCCCUAGAGUCAAUGAAUCCGUCUUGGCUUUGGAGUAAACCAGUCCAUAGGUAAAAACUGUUUAGUACCAAUCUGCUGUUGAAAAAUAAUCUAUUAAUCUGUUGAUAAAUUUUUCGACUAACAUAUACUGUCAACAUAACAGAUGUUUGUUAAAAAAUGUUAUGGUCCAUAACUAGGGCUGUCAAAAUUAUCGCGUUAACGGGCAGUAAUUAAGUUUUAAUUAAUCACGUUAUAAUAUUUGACGCAUUUAACGCACAUGCCCCGCUCAAACAGAUUAAAAUGACAGCACAGUGUAAUGUCCACUUAUUACUUGUAGUUUUUGGUGUUUUGUCACCAAAUCCUGCAUUGUGUAAUUAUUGACAUCAACAAUGGCGAGCUACUAGUUUAUUUUUUGAUUGAAAAUUUUACACAUUAUAUUAAAACGAAAACAUUAAGAGGGGUUUUAAUAUAAAUUUUCUAUAACUUGUACUAACAUUUCUUUUAAGAACUACAAGUCUUUCUAUCUAUGGAUCGCUUUAACAGAAUGUUAAUGCCAUCUUUUUGAUUUAUUGCUAUAAUAAACAAAUACAGUACUUAUGUACCGUAUGUUGAAUGUAUAUAUCCAUCUUGUAUCUUAUCUUCCCAUUCCAACAAUAAUUUACAGAAAAAUAUGGCAUAUUUUAUAGAUGGUUUGAAUUGCGAUUAAUUACGAAUAAUUUUUAAGUUCUAAUUAACUCGAUUAAAAAUUUUAAUCGUUUGACAGCACUAUCAAUAACAUCAAAAAUGGCCAAAAUAAGUUGGGGUACAUAAAUGCACACUCAUGUCGGACUGACUAACGGUAUCGCUAACAUCAUAAAGCCUAAAGCAGAGAUCGUCACAAGGAAAUGUCACUCAAAGUCUAUCUACCAGUGUGACGUUGCCUACGUUUAGUUCAGUUGUGGUUAUUUUCUGUUUCUGUUGCACACUUUGGCAUUCGUGAUUUUUUCUCUCGUAAAGCAUUAGGAAUUUGCAAACUGACUGACACUUCUUAGCCACUCUACUUUACUCAUAGCACACAAAAAAAUCUGGGAAACGACUUGUUCACCUUUGCUGGCACGUUGCAGGUCUCGCUCCAGACAGCAGGUGGCGCAGCUGUGCUGAGGGCAACUGAAGCCUCCGCCAGUGAAGCUGGUAGUUCCUGGGAGCUUCUGAACACAAUCCUUAUGGUAGUAACAUCCGCAGCCAGUCGCAGAGCAACGUGUCACCUCCUUGCCUGCUUUCUUACAGCUGAAACACUCGUGUUUGCCUAAAAAAGGGUAAUAGAGAGACCAAGAAUGGAGAACGCAAGUGAACUUUCCUUCGGGUAGUGACGUCAGACCUAGACAGUCGAGGUGGAACUGCCUGUUGCAAUCACCUUCACACACCACCAAAUUUUCACCGUACACCUCACAAAUCUAUACAGUACAUAAAUGUCACAGAAAGCUACCAUCCUGACGAGACAAGCCAGAGUCCACAGACUGAGUGUCUGAGGCGUCUGCAUCUGCAGCUGCUGGACUAUCAAGACUCUUUCCAAAUAAACCCUGAAAGAGCCUUUGUCUACAACCUUACCUGUGGAUCAUUGAGGCCUCUAGAGUCAGAAUCUGACGUGUCUCUAUACUGAGACGAUGCCAUCUCCACGUCGGUGGAUGCUCUACUUCGCUUCUUUAGCGGUUUGCAGGCGUCAGAUAUCUCGCUGGCUCCUGAACAACGACAACAAGGGCAAUCAAUAAAAGAAUGCUUUUGUAUAAAAAGGUCAAGUAUAAAGAAGUGUGAACACAAACCCUUCUGGGAACCUGCCCUUGGUGCAGCCUCAGGGGCCAUCUCUGCCUGAAAUUAUAAGGGGAAACAAACUUUUCAGAGAAACUGAGGUUAGUUGAGGAAAACAUUAAAAAGGCAAAAGCAUUGUGUUGCAGAUUUAUUUUGCUCGUUUACACAAUGACAUUGAAAUUAUAUAUUUUUAAAAAUCUAAAUGACAUCUUUAGGCCACACCGUUGCCAAAACCAGUAUGUUCAUCUGACUUUGUACUCACAGUGGACAACAACACUGAUACCACUUUACCAGCUUUGAUAUGGAAGUAUCGCUAAAUAAACACAACUGACAUAAGCAUCAUUUCCAAAAACCUCUACUUUGAGAACCUCUUUUAAAGUGUCAACUUGUCAUGUAAAUAAAUGCCCAAGACUUUUGAUGUAUAACAGUGUAAACAGUGCUCUGUUUUGAUACCUGUUCUUUUUUGGUUUUCUUUUUUGGAAUGGGGUCAUUGCCUCGUUCAGACUCCGACCUGCUCCUGACUGACCGUCGCUGCAGCUUCCUCUCCUGAGAACCUGAAAAACCAUGAAAGCAUUUAGCUAUCUGGUUCCUUUGUGCCCUAAAGCAUCAAGUGAUCUACCCAUGCAAUGGCAGUCUUCAGCCACCAGGUGCUUUUUGCCGUUACAAGAUCCAGGGGAUCAUAUCUAUUAUCCAAGCGGCACAGCUCACUGUCUUCAGGAGCCUACCUCAACAUUGAACCUCCACGUAACAUCUCCUCAUCAGCGAAUCCACUCAGACACUCCCGCUACGGCCACCCCCGAUGUUACAGAGACAACUACCUGGGCUGCGGCCACAGCUCUGUCCUUCUUGCUCGCACUCUGCACAGUUCGGUUGUUUGGCGACAAGAUAUAAAAAAUGAAGAAAGUAAAAAAUCACCCCCAGCUCAGAAUUCACCAUCAGAUGAGAAAAAUGACACUGAAGCUGCUGUGGUCCAACCACAAUCGCCACCGCUUCCGCCACCCACCGCUACCACUGUACCCACGGUGCAGGAGAGGGCAGUGGUGAAGAAGGCACUGUAUCUCAGGAUUGUUGAUGAGCUGAAGCAUUACUACAAUGGUUUCCGGUUGCUUGGCAUCGACACAACGGUUGCUGGCAGGAUGGUUUGGAGUCUGCUGCAUGGACAAAUCCUUACCCGCAGGGAAAGGAGAAGGCUGAUGAGGACGUGUGCUGACCUCUUCCGUUUGGUGCCCUUCAUGGUAUUCAUCAUUGUCCCAUUCAUGGAGUUCCUCCUUCCUGUCUUCCUCAAGCUCUUCCCAGACAUGUUGCCCUCCACCUUCGAGACAGAGUCCAAAAAGGAGGAGAAGCAAAAGAAAGGCCUGGCUGCGAAGCUGGAACUUGCCAAGUUUCUCCAAGAGACCAUCGCAGAAAUGGCUCGUAGGAACAAGGCAUCGGCUCAGAGCGAGGAUGAGACGCAGCGCUUCUCUACAUAUGUUCAACAGGUGCGGGGCACUGGCGAGCAGCCCACAACCAAGGACAUUGUCCGCUUUUCAAAGCUGUUUGAGGACGAGCUGACGCUUGAGCACCUGGAGCGCCCCCAGCUGGUGGCCCUGUGCAAACUGCUGGAGCUGCAGCCCAUCGGCACAAACAACUUGUUGCGAUUUCAACUCAUGUUGCAACUCAGGACCAUCAAGUCAGAUGAUGAGAUGAUUGCCGCUGAGGGUGUAGCUGUGAUGAGCGUGUCAGAGCUCCAAGCAGCUUGUCGCAGCCGGGGAAUGAGAUCUCUCGGUCUUACCACGGAUCAACUCCGUCUUCAACUACAACAAUGGUUGGACCUACAUCUAAAGGAAAAUGUUCCUCCAUCCCUGCUGCUGCUCUCUAGAGCUAUGUACCUGACUGACCUCAAGCCUAAGGCCCCGGUCAUCCCGCCUGUGCCCAAACUUGAGAAAACCACUCCAGUGGAGAAUAACAGCACAAACAGGACCCCGGUCAGCUCCGAAGUGCUUUCUGACCCUGCACUCGUCAUCAAAGACCGACCGGCUGAGGAGAUAAGAAACAAGAAUUCUCCUGUCAUGCCCAACAAACCACUGACUGCUGCUGAAGUUCUCCAGGCUAAAGCAGCAACAGAAGUGUCCCAGAAGAGCAAGAUGAGUGCCAACGGUGUGUAAAUUUGUGUGCAAGCAUCUGGACUCAAAAGGAGAGGUGAAUGAAGGAAGCCCCCAGUCAUUAACAAGAACGCUGCGCUCAAUUAACAAUUUGUUUACAUCACUCUAGCUGCUAUUUAGGCGGCAUCGCUUAAUAACUGUAGAAGAAGUGAUGGUGCUGUGGAUUCCACCUUGUGCACUCCAUGAAACUCUCCUUCUUGAAAUUGGACUCAAUUUGUUCUAGAAACACAAUUCAAACCUCACAUUGCGCAGCAAGGCCUCUGCCACCGCAAGGACUCCCUUUUUCACAUGGACUCCUCCUGUAUAUGUGUAUAUAUUGUGCAUAUCGUCAUUUGUGUCAUCGAUUAUUGCAGCGGCUUUGUACAGUUUGCUAUGCAAACUCAUGAAACGAUUCAAGCUCAUAGUGUGAAAAAUUUCUUUGCCAACCAUUUGCCCCCAUGUGAUGAACACAGAAGCCGUCCACUUCUGGUAUUUUGUCCAUAAACUUGACAAGGUUGUGUUGGGGUAUUUUGCAGUUAUUAUUUAAAGACUGAUGCAGUUAGAGAGAGUUUACUCCUUUCACGCAGACAAGACUGAGGCAGUAUAAAAUGCCUUAUUUUAUUAGAAUAUGCUUCAAUCUAUUUUAACACUGUAACGCUUGGGUUUCAUGAAGCUGAAGAGAACAUACUUGAUGCUAUCUAUAAAGAAAUUCUAUUUGAGAGAGAUUUAAGCUACCAAUUUACAUAAAUGCAUUAUUUUUUUAAUGUGUAACCGUAUGACUGAUCCACCUACCUGUCCCAAUGUCUUGCGCUCUCAUAAAAAAAUAUUGUAAUGCAAAGUUGACCAUCUUGUGUACUGUAAUAAAUUAAUCAUACAGUUUUGGUUGA